UGCUUUUUGGCAACCCCCUAGGCCUUCGACAUAACCAGGUUCCACUGUAACUAGCGGUAUAUUAGCACAAUGCCACAUUCUACAGAUUUACUGUGUGUGAUGACUGAUUGUUGUGUAGUUUUCCUCUAUUUUUUUAAGACAUACAUCAGCUGUGUUUUAAUCAGAGUAACAGUUACUUUCCCUUUUUCACAUGAAACAAUUCACAUUCAUAAUCAUUCAUCACAUCUUCUCUCUGUUUUAUUUACUUUCACAGGUGAUAAGGAGAGGUGAGUAUAAGAGAAUUUUCUCUGAUAGUGAUGUAUUGAUGCUGCAUGAAUAAUAAAAUAAUUGUGCAGAUGAAAUAGAUUAGACUGUGCUGUGUGUUCAGACUGCAAUAGCACAUAGAUAUAUGAGCAUCAUGAGCAUAGUGUAGUAACACAACAGACUGUGAUCACUGACAGAACAUUCAUCAUGCUGUUGUCUAGUUUAUCAUUAGUGUUAUAGUAAUGACACUAAAACACUGAAAACCAAAACAACACACAAUGAUCACUUAUAUUGUGCUGCUCAGCAUUUUCACUUCAUAUGGAGUGUUUUAUGCAACAGCUGAUCACAGAUUUGUGUUACUGCACUGAGAAAAAACACUCCAUCAAGUAUUUCAUUAUUUACAUAUAAACUAUUUAUAAUGAUUCACUGUCUGUUAUUAUAUUUUAUAAAAAUUGUAGCUGAACAUCUUUGUAGUGAAAACACAGAGUGAAGAUUGUUGAGCAGCUUUUCUGAGUGUAAAUCAUAAGUUUUUCUCUUUGUAUUGUAUCUAACAUUACAUUUCUCUCUCUGUUGUUCUACACGACAUCUUCAGUACCGGGUAUAGAAGAACCAGAUCCUCCUCUAAGGAAGAAUGUCUGUGUUUGUCAGAGCGAGAGAGAAUGGACAGAAGAUGAGAGACUGAAAAUGGAGAAAUCUGCUCUACAGACUGAAUAUAAAAAAGAUGAUGAAACUAUUUAUAGUGAAUUUAAAACAAAAAACAGAAAACUGGAAGAAACUGAAGAAGAGCUAAAAAAUACAAAGAUGGAACUAGACAGCGUGUAUAAAUCACUGCAAUAUAAAGACAAACAGUUAGACAACUGUAAAGGACAAAUAGAAAAUAAAGAUACCGAAGUGAAAAACAGAGAGAAAAUCAUCGAGGAGAAAGACGCACAACUCAAAGAUACAAAUACAACAUUAGAGAAGACGACUAAAGAUCUACAGAAGAAAGAAAGAGUUCUACAUGAGAGAGAUCAACAACUGAACCUGAAAGACACACAGAUACAGGAGACACAAAUACAAGUGGAGGAAAUGGAGAAAAGACUUGUGGAGAAGGAUGAAGACUUAAAUGAUCGAAAUGAACAGCUGAAGGUUCUAAAAGAACAAUUAGAGAUGAAUGAGAAAAGUCUUUCUGAGAGAGAUGCAGUUUUAAUGGAAACAAAUGAAAAACUUCAAAAUGCCACUGAACAGAUUAAAGAGAAAAACACACAACUGGAGAACAUGAACAAGAUGCUGAGUGAGAAAGAAACCCAGCUGAAGAACACAGAUAAAGAACUGGAAACCAGUCAAAAUAACCUGGAGACGCUGGGACAAGAACUGAAGGACCUGAAGAGACAUCAGGAAACUGAGUUAGCAGAAAAAAACAAACAACUUGAAGAGAAAGAGAGACUUCUCACAGAGAAAGAGACACAGCUAUUGAAAAGAGACAAGCAGCUUCAGGAGAAAAGCAGAGAUCUUUCAGCAAAUACACAAACACUUCAGAUAAAGGAGAAGAUGCUGGAAGAGAAGGACACGCUGCUCAGAGAGGUGAAAGAAAAAUUGGAAAAAUCAGAGAGGCAACUGGAGAACAUGGUGAAAGAACUGGAAACCAGUAAAAACAAACUACUGGAAACAGAUAAACAGCUUCAAGAGAAAGACAGACUUGUGGAUGAAAGUGUAAAAACACUGCAGAUAAAAGAAGAGGCACUGAAAGAGAAUGAGACGCUGCUCACAGAGACACAAACUGAACUGCACAAAAUAAUUAAGGAAUUAGAAAAAAGCCAUCGAGACACCGAGGAGAAAAACACACAACUGGAGGAUAUGAACAAACUGCUGAGUAAGAAAGAAACCCAGCUGAAAAACACAGAUAAAGAACUGAAAACCAGUAACAAUAAACUGGAGACACUGGAACAGGAGCUGCAGGACACAAAGAGACAAUUACAGGAGACAAUGAUGGUACAGGGGCAACAGAAAUCUGAGUUAGCAGAAAAACAAACAUACUGA
Molecule: messenger RNA, 2262 nt
Organism: Silurus meridionalis
Lineage: Eukaryota; Metazoa; Chordata; Actinopteri; Siluriformes; Siluridae
Product: interaptin-like
Exons: 5
Coding region: 928-2262 (444 amino acids)
Source: RefSeq, a predicted model, not a curated record